AUGACUCAACGCGCCUCGUCCUCCUUCUUGUCGCCGACGCGCAAGUCGUCGAAGCGCGCGACGGCGCCGCAGUUUAUUCAAAAGACCCACGCGCUCUUCUGUCACGCGCCUGCUCACAUUGCCCAGUGGCACAACGACGGCACGACAAUCUUGGUCCACGACCCGUACGCGUUCUCGCGGGACGUGUUGCCGCGCUAUUUCAAGCACCGGAAUUUCCUCUCGUUCGUGCGGCAGCUCAAUUUUUACGGCUUCCACAAGUACAAGGUCGAGGACGCCGAAGCGUUUACGUGGGAGUUUCAGCACGAACACUUUCUGCGCGACGCGCCCGAGCGCAUGCACGCGAUUCGGCGCAAUACGCCGCCGCCACCGGCAUCGCCCAAUGACGUGGCCGACGUGGCCGAGCCCGAGCUGAGCCCGGUCGCGACGCUCCGACAAAACCUUCAGGCCGUCCAAGCCCACUUUGACCGCCUCUCGGGCCAAGUGGCACAGCUUAGCGAGUGCGUGGCAGAGCUCGUCCGAGAGUACGACGAGGAGGACCUGCGCGCGCAGGCGCAGCCACCACUGCGUAUUCGCAACGUCGAGUUUACGGCGCAGGACUUGGCCAUGGUGGACGAUGUCCUUGCCAUCUUGUCGUUGUGA
Saprolegnia diclina VS20 is the source of this 639-nucleotide messenger RNA. RefSeq lists its product as hypothetical. The transcript is spliced from 2 exons. NCBI's taxonomy places the organism in Eukaryota, Oomycota, Saprolegniomycetes, Saprolegniales, Saprolegniaceae. The coding region runs from base 1 to 639 and encodes 212 amino acids. Gene Ontology annotation, molecular function: sequence-specific DNA binding; DNA-binding transcription factor activity. Gene Ontology annotation, biological process: regulation of DNA-templated transcription. The record is from RefSeq and is a predicted model, not a curated record.